Molecule: messenger RNA, 1456 nt
Organism: Sander lucioperca (pikeperch)
Lineage: Eukaryota; Metazoa; Chordata; Actinopteri; Perciformes; Percidae
Exons: 5
Coding region: 200-1102 (300 amino acids)
Source: RefSeq, a predicted model, not a curated record
AUCUUGUAAUUAGCAAGCGUUUUGAACUCGUGUCAAUGCUGUUUAUCGUGCGUAGACUGCUCACCUGUGGCCACACUUGGCUGCAUCAUAUCAAAGGCACCUGAUACACUGCUAGUUAAUUAACCUACUGGCUCAAACAAGUUAUUUUAAGUAUCUUCUACUUUAUCGUGGUCCAAAAAAGUUAUACGCGCUUAAUGCCAUGGCAUAUAGAAGAAGAAGACGACAGAUCUUACUUCCAGAUCACAGGAAUAGACAUGUGCCCAACAACAUGGACCAGCUUGCUUUCAAAUACAUGGAGAUGUGUAAAGUGGAGUCCAGCACCGAUUCUGACUCCGAGAUCAGUCCAAGAUGGUCAGACACCAGCACUAUGGGAUGUGUGAGCAGCACACCAGAGAGUGGGACUUUUCAUCGGACACUGCCGGUAACACAUAAGCCUGCAGGAAGGCAUGGCUGUUAUUCUUUGUUUUUGGACCCAUACGAUGGGAGCUCUGAGGAUUCUGACAAGUCAAACAUCGAUGUGGGUGUCUCCAGCAGGCGAACGAGGCAGCAGGGAAAAAGUGGAGGAGGAGGCUGUCGGUUCUCAGGCAGGAGCAGGAGGUUUAGCCUUCAUCACCCUGCUUCCGUUUCCCUCAGGGAAGUGGUGAAAAAUGGGAAGCGAGAUCCUGUAACAGAGCAGCAACAUCUUCUGGAUGUCCAGAUGAAAUGUGAGAGUGACUCUGAGCUGUGUGUCUCUGAGCUUGACAUUAUGCCAGCCCACAGUGACAGGGAUGGUCUUACAGAGGAAAUGGCCAAUGAUUCAACAAUGCACACCCAAACCAUGGGUAUAGAAUUGCAUUGCCAAUUUGACGAUUCAGACUUGCAUGCUACAAGAUCCUCAACACCUGGACCUGUAACCCCAGUGGGAGGAUGUUCGUCCCAGAUGCUGGAUAGCUCCUCUGAGAGACCCCCCUGCCCAUGUAACCUCCGAUCGCUUUCCAAGAGAAAGAUGAGUUUCCCUGGAGCAGAAGUGGUGGAGCUGGGGCAAAGAAAGAGGCAGUGUGUUGUCAACAUGGAGGACGAACAACAACAACAAGAAAGGGACUCAGCAUCUGAACCAUGUUAGAGCCAUCUAGCCAUUGACUGACCGACUAAAGUACUGCAGUCUUAUUCAACGCCUUAACAAUUUAAGGUAGAAUGAAAGACUAUAAAUAGUUACUUGGCAAUGCACUUUGUUUACGAAUGUAUAGAUAAAAUGGUGUUGAGACCUGAGGGUUUGUAUUUCUACCUCCAGUUAUUUUGAGUGUCUCACAGGUGUCACAUAAUGUGCUGAUUGUCUUUAAGCAAUUAUGAUUUUUGUUGGGAGAAUAACCAUAGUAACCUCAGUCUCCAUAAUAGAGCAAAGUACAGCCAAUGAAGAAACUGUAUUUUCCAGAGACCAAUAAAAGUGAAACAUAUUUCAAAAAGAAAAUUAAUACAU